UCCCGCACAGCGACUGUUUAACCGCCGUACAAAGACUCUCUUGCCCGUCUCGGAGAAGUUGCUCCAACCGAAGAUAAAUCCGCAAGCAAACAAACGCAUCCAACAAAGACAACAGCUCCGAAAGAAAUACCACGAUCGUGGCGCAAAAGAGCUCAGCCCGUUGCGGAAAGGAGAAGUGGUGAGACUACAGCCAACCCGAAUCGGCGAAAAGAAAUGGAAGAGAGGGAUAGUCGUACGCAAAGCCGGGAUAAGAUCAUAUGAAGUCCAAUGCAAAGGGUAUACCUAUACUAGAAACAGAAAAUUCAUCCGACGAUCAAGGUUACCUGCAGAAUUCGGUAGUGACAACGCAGAUGAAGAGAUGUCAGACAUGUCCGAAGCGGAAGAGAACGUUUCUGUACCUACUGACAAUGAUCUGCCCCAAGAAAACCCUCAACCAGCACACUUAGAACGCAAUGAAACAAGUACCGAAACAAGUUCUACAAGCAAAACACGUAGUGGACGGUUAGUUAAAAAACCUGACAGGCUAGGUAUAGACACAUAA
Paramuricea clavata is the source of this 541-nucleotide messenger RNA. The record is from the annotation of a GenBank genome assembly. Lineage: Eukaryota; Metazoa; Cnidaria; Anthozoa; Malacalcyonacea; Plexauridae.